CAAGUAAACCAAUGUGUUUAGGGAAUCCUCUUGUUCCAACAAUCAGUCAACAUGGAGACCUGGUUCAUCAUGCUAUUGCUAAUCACCGUUUGCAUCACAGCCCUCCUCAACCUUCUGAUCAUUCCCAAGAAAACCUCCAAAACCCUACAGCUCCCUCCGGGACCCUUCACCGUCCCCAUCCUCAGCAACUUCCUAUGGCUCCUAAAAUCCUCCUCCGAGCGCGAGGUCAUGGUCCGCAACCUCCACGCCACGUACGGGCCCAUAUUCACCCUCCGCGUCGGCUCGAGUCCGGCCAUAAUCGUCGCAAACCGAGGCCUAGCCCACAAAGCCCUCGUCCAGAACGGCGCAGUAUUCGCCGACCGCCCCCCCGCCCUCCUCAUCUCCAAGAUGUUUACCAGCAACCAGCACGACAUCAGCUCGGCUUUCUACGGCCCCACGUGGCGCAUCCUCCGCCGCAACCUCACCUCCGAGAUCCUCCACCCUUCGCGACUCAAGUCCUACACUCGAGCGCGCAAGUGGGUCUUGGACAUCCUUAUGAACCACCUUAUAUCUCACUCCACGACGGAGUCCAGCAACGUUAACCCUGUCGUCGUGAUUGACCAUUUCCAAUACGCUAUGUUUUGCUUGCUGGUCCUCAUGUGCUUCGGGGACAAGCUUCGCGAGACCCAGAUAAAAGAAAUCGAAGACGUCCAUCGUCACAUGCUUUUGAGGGCUGAACGUUUUAACAUACUUAACUUUUGGCCUAUGCUUGGAAAGAUAAUAUUCCGAAAGCGUUGGGAGGAGUUCUACAAUAUUAUCGGACACCGGAUAGCUGUACUAAUGCCUUUGAUAGAAGCGAGGAAGAAAGUGAAGCAGGAAAGAUUAAGCAAGGCAAGAGAGGACGCCCAGCUGCAACAAGACAAAGAUGAUGACGACUUUGUUUGGUCGUACGUGGACACGUUGUUGAAUUUGGAGUUGCCGGAGGAGAAGAGGAAGCUUGACGACGGGGAAAUGAUUAGCUUGUGCUCGGAGUUUCUUAGCGCCGGCACGGACACUACGUCCACGGCGUUGCAGUGGAUCAUGGCGAAUUUGGUGAAAUACCCACACGUCCAAGAGAGGGUUUUGGCAGAGAUUAAAGGGGUUGUUGUGGGGGAUGGAGAGAAGGAGGUGAAGGAGGAGGAUUUGCAUAAGUUGCCGUAUUUGAAGGCAGUGGUUUUGGAGGGUUUAAGGCGGCACCCACCUGGGCACUUUUUGUUGCCACAUGCGGUGACAGAGGAUGUGGUUUUGGACGGCUACUUGGUGCCCAAGAAUGCCAAUUUGAAUUUCAUGGUGGCGGAUGUGGGUUGGGACCCCAAGGUGUGGGAGGAUCCGAUGGCGUUCAAGCCUGAGAGAUUCUUGAGUGGGGGUGAUGGUGGAGGAGGGGAAGUGUUUGAUAUAACGGGAAACAGGGAGAUAAAGAUGAUGCCUUUUGGGGCAGGGAGGAGAAUUUGUCCUGCGUCUGGUUUCGCAAUGCUUCAUUUGGAGUAUUUUGUAGCCAAUUUGGUAUGGAAUUUUGAUUGGAAAGCUGUGGAUGGAGAUGAGAUUGAUUUGUCAGAGAAGCAGGAGUUCACCAUGGUGAUGAAGUAUCCAUUGAAGGCCCAACUAUCUCCCAGGUUUUGAAUCAAACUCUACAGCUAUAAUAAAUGAAUUGAAGUCCGUGUGUGCCUCUGGCUCACGGUGUUUUUCUGUUUUGUAUAUAAUAUAUAUGCUUGUGAACCUUAAUUGGAUCGACUCUCUCAAUAAACCUAUGUUAGUCCUAUUUACUA
Molecule: messenger RNA, 1784 nt
Organism: Alnus glutinosa
Lineage: Eukaryota; Viridiplantae; Streptophyta; Magnoliopsida; Fagales; Betulaceae
Product: cytochrome P450 89A2-like
Exons: 1
Coding region: 52-1638 (528 amino acids)
Cellular component (GO): membrane
Molecular function (GO): iron ion binding; heme binding; oxidoreductase activity, acting on paired donors, with incorporation or reduction of molecular oxygen, NAD(P)H as one donor, and incorporation of one atom of oxygen
Source: RefSeq, a predicted model, not a curated record